This is a messenger RNA of Rotaria sp. Silwood1, 354 nucleotides long. The record is from the annotation of a GenBank genome assembly. Lineage: Eukaryota; Metazoa; Rotifera; Eurotatoria; Philodinida; Philodinidae.
AUGUGUUAUAUUCACCUUUUAGCCUCAGACAAAGAUGUUGAUAUAAGUUUCAUUUCAGAAGAACAAAAACAACGCAUCAUUAUUGAUGCUGAUAAGGAUCAAAUUUUAAAUGAUCUUAUUAAUUAUUAUUCGUCAUCAAAAUUUUGUCCCUAUCGUGAAUUAGACGUUAUUUCAAGAGAUAAAAAUAUUAACAAAACUGUUGCGUGUUUUCUAUUACAAUUUGGUUGUAAUGAAAAUAAUUUAUUUAAAACAAAAUCAACAAAAAUAUUAAUUAAUAAUAAAGAACAAUAUAUUGAUAAAAUAUGUUUACCUAAGAAAACAAGAUCUUUUUGUGAUCUAAUACCUGGAGAUUAA